AUGGCAGGUUCGGAGCGGUUGAGAGCGUUGCUGCGGAUCAACAACUUCAGAGACGAGCUGCGCGCCCUCAGGCACCACUUUCUAGGCACCAGAGAGCUCAGAGUGGUGACAGCUACAUGGAACGUGGCAGGCAUAUCGGACCCGCCUGCCCACCUGGACCUCACGGACUGGCUCUCCCUGCAGCAACCCGCCGAUAUCAUUGCCAUUGGGUGGGUGGUCUUCACCAUUGGGUGUCUGCUCUUUCAUACCCUCGAGCUACCAUGCCAUGUCUGUGGUAUGUGUUUCCAUGCCCCUGCUGCCCAUCUGGACCUCACGGACUGGCUCUCCCUGCAGCAACCCGCCGACAUCAUCUCCAUUGGCUUCCAGGAGAUAGUCCCGCUGAGCACGGGCAGUGUGUUGGGGAUGGACUCAGAGGAGGCUAUUCCCGCCCUCUCAUUUGUGUGCUCGUCCCUUCCCGUUCCACCAUGUGCCCUUCUCAUUUGCAGCUUCCAGGAGAUAGUCCCGCUGAGCACGGGCAGUGUGUUGGGGAUGGACUCAGAGGAGGCUAUUCCCGCCCUCUCAUUUGUGUGCUCGUCCCUUCCCGUUCCACCAUGUGCCCUUCUCAUUUGCAGCUUCCAGGAGAUAGUCCCGCUGAGCACGGGCAGUGUGUUGGGGAUGGACUCAGAGGAAGCGGUGGGGCAAUGGGAUGCCCUCGUGCGCCGCCAGCUCAACACCGCCGCUGCCAAGGCUGCCAAGAAGGCUGCUGCCAAGGCUGCUGGCAGUGCUGCUUCCAGAGACUCGAGCAAGGCUGAUGAACCCAUAGAGGGGGUGGUUGAUGGGGCAGAGCAGGCAGUGACAGAGGGGGGUAGCAGGGCUGGUGAUGAUGAGACAAGCAGUGUGAGCAGUAGUAGCGGUGUGCAGGGGAGGGCCACACCUCCCCCGUCUCUAACAAGCAGCAGCGACCUCUCCUUCCACACCAGCAGCUUCCGCCUCCCCUCCUCUGCUUCUGACGCCCCCAAAGGGUCACUUGAUGAGAGUUCGGCUGCUGCUGCUGCUGCUGCAGCCUCCAUGAGUCCAGCUGAUUCUAGCGCUGCUGCUCCUGCCACACCUGAGUGGGAGGGGGAUGCUCUGCAGCAGGGGGACCAUGCAGAUAAGGCACCCCUGGAUAAGAUCCUGCCCGAAGAUUUGAUCAGUGUGCCGCUCACUCCUGCUGAGCCCAUCUUUGCAGAUGGAGGUGGAUAUGGUGGGGAGGGGGGUGGCGAUGGCGGGGAGGAGAGGGGGGAUGUGCAGGCGAGUGAGGGAGGGGUGGUAGGGGGGAAGUCUGGGGAAGGGGAAGGCGCAGGAGUGGAUGGGGCGACGGGAGGGGAAGAGGAGGGAAGGGGAGGGGAGAUGGAGGAGGAGUGGGAGGGAGGAGAGGUGGAGGAGGCUUAUGUGAAAGUGGCAGGGCGGCAGAUGGUGGGGGUCUAUCUGAUGGUGUGGGCACGAAAGGGACUGAGGAGGCACAUUCAUAGCGUCAAGGCCAGCACUGUGGGCUGUGGGCUCAUGGGAAUUCUUGGCAACAAGGGCUCUGUUGCAAUAAGCAUGUCGGUGCAUGAAACCUCAUUCACCUUCAUCUGCGCCCAUCUCAACGCGGGGGAGGAGCGGGCCGACGCUGCCCGCCGCACAUUUGACUUCCUCGAGAUUCUUCGCCGCACCGCCUUCCCCAGAGAGCUGCCGGACCCGUGGACUGCCAGGCUGGCAGAGACCAUCACGGAACACGAUCGGGUGUUCUUCUUUGGCGAUCUCAACUACCGCCUCGAGCUGCCGGAUUUGGAGGCGAGGGCGCUGCUGGCCAAGCGCGACUGGGAGGCGUUGCUGCAGCACGACCAGCUGCGGUGGGAGUUGUCAGAAGGCGGCGCACUGCCAGGGUGGAGAGAGGGUCCCAUCUUCUUUGCCCCGACCUACAAGUACGCAGCGGGCAGCAACCGGUACGUGGGGGAGGACGAGGAGGACGGGGAGAAGCGCCGCACGCCCGCCUGGUGCGACCGGGUCCUCUGGUACGACUCGGGUGACGCCACUGACAGCCUCCCCCCCACCAGCAUCAGCAGCCCCAGCCCCAGCACCACCACCACCACCACCGGGAUCGCCAGCAGCGGCAGCAUGAGCAGCAUGGGGGGGUAUGCGAGUGAUGCGCUGCAGCUGGUGUCGUACUCACGGGCGGAGUUGGCGCUGUCGGACCAUCGGCCGGUGGCGGCGGUGUUUGCAGUGCAGGUGGAGGCGGUGGAGAGGGAGCGGUUUGAUGCUGCCGUGGCUGUGGCGUGCCGGCAGCUGGACGAGCGGCAGCAGCUCGCCAUUCCGCAUUUCUCUCUCAGCGCUCAUGCCGUGGAAUUCGGAGAGGUGCCCUAUGCCUCUGUAAUCCGGCGAACCAUAGAGCUGCACAAUCUUGGCACGGUGCCCGCGCGCUUCUCCGUGGCGCCUGCCGGGAGCACCGACACCGCUGCCCCCGGCCCUGCAGGGGGGUGCGGGGCAUGGGUGGUGGCAGAACCAGCAGCAGGGGCAGUGGCGCCAGGCCACACGGUGACUCUCAGCCUGCACACCUGGGUGGCUGUGCCGGGCACGAGGGUGGAUCUGCUGGUGGAUCGCGGCGGGCUGCUGGAUUUGAUUCUGGUUGUCGCGAUUGCGGGCGGCGGGGACCUGUUUGUGGCGUGCUCUGGGAGCUACGUGCCCUCUUGCUGGGGCUUGCGCCUGGAGGCCCUAGCAGGUCUCAAGGACCCCAUCCGCUCGCUCUCUCUCGAUGCCAUUGCCACACGCCAGCGCUCCUCCCUCCGCUACAGCCGGGCUACAGCUGCCUCUGCUGCUGGCGGUCACCAGGCCAGCAUCCCAGAAGCUUCCGAAGCCGACCCUGAUAAUGACGACAGCAAUGACUCCGCUGCUGCAGGCGGGGAGGACGAUCGGCCGUUAGGAGCAGCGGCACGAGCAGCAGCGCCCCAUGCAUCAGACGCGUUUGAGGUGCCCAAGGAGGUGGCUCGAAUGCUCACCUUCCUUCUGGACUCAGGCCAGGACAUCUCCUCCGCCUUUGACCCUAUCGCUCUCGGCAUCGACCUCUCUCUUGACCAGGACGACAGCAGUCGUGCGCCCCCCUUCCCCUCCUCGCACUCCACCCCGCACGGGCACCCUCACUCGCUCUCGCAUGCUCGCAGCGCGACCGCAGGGGCAGUGGGAGCAGCCGCAGCAGACCUCGCAGCAGGAGGAGCCAUGGCAGCAGGAGGGGGAGGAGGUGGAGCAGGGGCAGGGGCAGGGGAAGGGGACGGGCCAGGGUCGACACAGUUCCUAGCGGCCAAGGCAGCAGCACUGGGCGCGGUAGCUCAGGAGCUUCAGAUAGCACCCAUCCGUCUCGCACUCGACACCGGCACACCCUUUCCCACCGAAACCUCCCCCCUCACCAUGGCUCGUGCGCUUGUCUCCUUCCUUCUAGCCCUCCCCGAGCCUAUUAUUCCGCCGAGUGUGGGGGACGAGGUGGCGUGUAGAGAAGGGUGGGCAAGGGGUGCUGCGGCUACGCUGCUGGCGAAGCGGUUGGGUGCGGUGCAGCUGGGUGUGGUGGACUCGCUGCUGGCUCUCAUUCAGGCGCUGCUGCGGAACCGCAUUGCGAAUCGACUCGCCAUUCAUGAGCUGGAGCCUCUGUCCGUGUCUGUUGUGUUUAACAUGACGUAUGUAUGUAUCUUUGUUGUGUUGCUUGCAGCUGCCAUACUGGCCUACUGCCUCUUCGGGCCCGUGCCGGCAUUCACCAACGACGAGAUGGGGAUUGCGACCGCCACGGAUGCUGUCAGGAUUGUGAAGCGCCGGAGACGAUUCAUGCGCCUGCUGAUCGAGGAUACCCGUCUCCGUUCCAAGUGA
Closterium sp. Naga37s-1 is the source of this 3852-nucleotide messenger RNA. The record is from the annotation of a GenBank genome assembly. Lineage: Eukaryota; Viridiplantae; Streptophyta; Zygnematophyceae; Desmidiales; Closteriaceae.